CCUCACUGACUAGGAGCCUGGGGAGAUAGUGAGGAUGUUAUUUCUGGUGUGUGGUGGCACCUCAGUGGGGAGGCAGUCUGUUUUAGCUACGAUCCUCAUCUCCAUAGCCAGACUUGUAGUAGCUACACAGAUUCUGGCAGAAAAACAACCUGGCACAGAGGUGGCUUAGUUGGUUUCAACAUGAUUGAGUUUAAGACAUAGAGAUAUGGGCAUUUUAGCUAUGGAGAGUAUUGUGCUUGACUCUGCUAGCAGAGUACGUAAACGAGGUUCACUUCAGUUACAAGGAAACCAUGAUUUGACGUUAUCUUUGUGCACUUCCAACAAUUCUCAAACUUCUGCCGGGUCGAAUUCUAUGCCCGGGACCCCUGUCGGAAUUCAUCGUGGUUACAGGCGAAGCAACAGUGGUCAGCAAAUCAGUGUGAUAUGUUCCCAGAAUGACCAGGAACUAAUGUGUAACCGGUCAAGAACACGAGCUUCCACCCCUGGACCAACAUCAAUGAGCCACAGCCGGAGCCAGCACCAGCUCCAGAGCUCCUCUGGCUCAGGAGGUCAUGACAUGGUGUAUAUGACCCAGGGUGGGGCAGUGGUAUCCCAGGGCGGGGCAGCGCAGCGGCACAGUUUUGGUGGGAGUGGUCAGUGGAUGUACAUGCCGCGUGGAUUAUACUACAAUAGUCACCAUCCCAGUGGUCGACACAGUGUCCACAGUCAUAGAACAUCAUGGCUGAUAGGAGAGCUAGCAGGCCUGUACCAACCAGCCUCGCCCCUCAAGUUCCAUCUUAUCUGUGGGGACAAUGUGGAGCUCAAUGCGGAUGCUAGCAUUGCCAAACGUGGCGACAGCUUCUGCAAAGCUAUAUGCUUCAGUGAUCGACCAAUCGCCGUCAACGAAAAAGUAUACAUUAAAUUUGCAGAGACAUCCAGUAGCUGGAGUGGAGUGCUUCGGUUUGGAUUUACGAACAUUGACCCCGGAAGUUUGCGGGGAUCUGACCUUCCGCGAUAUGCAUGUCCCGACAUGACCAACAAGCAGGGAAACUGGGCGAAGGCGUUGGCAGAACGAUACGCUACACCAAAUAAUACUCUACAUUUCUAUGUGACUCGUAAUGGUGAUGUGUUCUAUGGUGUGAAUGGAGAAGAUGUGGGUUUAUUCUUCACAGGAGUCAACACAUCUCUCCCUCUGUGGGCGCUGUUUGAUAUAUACGGCAACACACUGGCAGUGGAAUUCGCAAAUCCAGAGCCUGUACGCCUUAACAACAUGGUGAUGUCCCCGACAACUUCGUCGAGUUCUUCUGUCAGUGCGAACCGAGACCUUGCAUCCUCCUUGUCAUCGUUAUCAAUAAAUAGUGCUCCUAACACAGAGACACCUGGUGGCUUUCCAGCGAUACGUUACUAUGCAAAUUUGACCUUCACACCACUAAAAUGGCACAUGCUCACUGGUAAAAAUCUCCAAUUAUCUUCGGACCGAGUGGUGGCCACACGCUCUCAGGACGAAUAUUGCAAUGGCUAUGUGUUCUCGUCGCGGCCAUUGAAGUGUGGUGAGAAGAUAAUUAUACAGAUUCUUGGUGUGGACAGGUCCUACGUUGGUGGACUCGCUGUGGGUUUGACAACGUGCAAUCCAUCCAGAGUCCAACUUGACGACCUUCCUGACGAUUCCGACUUGUUACUAGACAGACCGGAGUAUUGGGUCGUAAAUAAAGACGUGUGCAGAAGUCCGGAUGUUGCAGACGAACUGUGUUUUCACUUAUCGAAUGAAGGAGAGCUGAGGUACUCCCGUAAUAACCAGCGAGUAAGCACCCUUCUUCACGUAGACAGGACGCUGCCUCUUUGGAUCUUCUUUGAUGUCUACGGAAACGUCCAGAAAAUACGCCCUUUGGGUACCACUGUCCACUUACCGCCUGUGCCGCCCCGUCCCCGAUCCACCUCAUACUUGGGGGCCCAAAACUCCCUAACUGUCAUGUUACCUCCCCGGGAUCAACAACCACAAGCACAGAACCUCGCAAACAUGACCCACGCAAAUGUCGACCAAUCAGGAGUGCCAGCCAAUCAGAAUCCACAGCCUCACAUGCUGCGCAGCUACAGUGUACCGGCAGCCACCCUGGCUCAGAUGUCACCGGGACCGAUGGACAAUGUCCAGAAACAACCUGUGUCCACGCCUAAUACACCAAACAUUGUGGAUAACGGCGAUAGCGAGGUGCGCGACGAAUGUACUGUGUGUUACGAGCGGCAAGUGAACGCCGCACUCUACAUGUGUGGACAUCUAUGCAUGUGCUUUGAAUGUGCAAUACAGGUGAAACAGCGCAAGGGCGGCCUGUGUCCUAUAUGUCGACAGGAGAUUAAGGACGUCAUACGUAUAUAUAAAACGUGAUGUUAUAAUCACACUGUGUAACACCCCAAAUAUUCCUUUACCUAGUCUACAGACAGUGUCCUCGAUCUGAGUCCCAAUGUCCUCACACUCUUCACGAUGUCAAGUGUUUCGGCUUUUAGUAGGAACCACAUUCACCGGAUGGAAACUGAUUAAUUUCUCCCGAUUUUUUUUUAUAUAUAUGCAUUUAACAGCUGGUGUUUAAAAUGUCUCGAACAGGUGUUUUAUAUGUAUUAAACAGGUGUUUUAUAUACACAUACUGAACACAUCUUAUAUGCAUUGAACGGGUGUUUUUGAUAUAUAUUGAACACAUGUUUUAUGUAUGCACGAUUGGACAGUGUUUUUUAUGUACUGAAUCAGUGUUUUAUAUACACAUUGAAAACUUGUUUUAUAUAUAAUGAAGAGGUGUUUUUCAUAUAUAUUGAACAGGUGUUUUAUAAAUGUAGAGAACACAUGUUUUAUAUGUAUCGAACUGUUGUCUUUAUGUAUUGAACAGGUGUCUUUACUUAAAUAGUUUAUAGUUUGUACCUGAUUCAAACAUCUAGUUGAACCUGCAUGAAUUGAUAUUUCUUUCUAAUAUUGGAAUGUUUUCUCUGGUGAAUAUUUCUUACUAAUUUUGCCCAGAACUGUGUUCUUGCUUAUCUACUGUGAGUAUCUACAAUCAUAAAAAUAUUGACGAAAAAAUAAGUUUUGUCACAGAAUUUCGACUGAAUUGUGUACAAACAGCAAAUAUCUAUCACUAUCUGAUACAAUCACCUAGACUACAAAUUUUUCUAUAUGAUAAUCCAGAGUGGGUUUUGAAAAAUAAAAUAAUAAUAAAAAUAUCUACCUUAUGAUUUCCGUUUCUCCUUAUUGGUUUGAAUUAUUUUAUCAUGUUGACUCCAACUUUGUUAAGUUUUAAGACAACAGUAGAUACAUCGGAACACAAAAGACAAUAGCAGUGAGCUAAACACCUGACAUCUUGAAGACUAGUUCUUUCUUACCUGUAAGUUUAUAGUUUCAACUGAACUGUAAAUAUAUGUCUUGUACCUGUAAAUAACUUGUCAGUUGAUUUUAUCAUUUGAUUUACAGAUCAACAUGCCUUUCGUUACCUCUCCUAAUUUGCUAUAACUUGUGUAGGUUGCAGUCUUUUCAUUGUUGUUCUUCCAUUUAUUUAAUCAGUUCUGUUUUUAAUUUAAUCUGUCUUGUUAUAAUUUAACCGAAUGUCUUAAAAACUUAAAAUGUUUGUGUCAUCUGUGAUAAUUGAAUACGCUCGUCAUACACACAUUAUGUUCUCACACGACAUCAUCACUCAGUUCUCACACAUUCUCUCACUUUUGCCCCUACACUCUCACAUACAUCCUUUUACUCGCCUCUCAGCCCCUCAUACAUGCCAAGUUACUUUCUCAAAAAGUUUCACAUGCAGAUUCUGAUUUACUGUCUUGUACAUACACACUCGUGGUCAUGGACACUCACUUUCUCACACACUCAUUACCAUGCGCUCACUUUCUCACACACUCAUUACCACACACUCAUAACCACGCACUCACUCAUAACCAUGCACUCACUUUCUCACACACUCAUUACCAUGCACUCACUUUCUCACACAUUCAUAACCACGCACUCACUUUCUCACACACUCCUAAUAAUCAUGCACAACUGCUUUUCACACUUAUGUUCCCUCAUUUCUCACACUCUAGCAGACAUCUCGAAAGAAAAAUGUAUCUAUUAACCAUCCUGAUUUUGUUACGUUACCUGGCCUAAAUGA
Molecule: messenger RNA, 4103 nt
Organism: Mizuhopecten yessoensis (Yesso scallop)
Lineage: Eukaryota; Metazoa; Mollusca; Bivalvia; Pectinida; Pectinidae
Product: protein neuralized-like
Exons: 5
Coding region: 206-2359 (717 amino acids)
Molecular function (GO): ubiquitin protein ligase activity
Source: RefSeq, a predicted model, not a curated record